Mesorhabditis spiculigera is the source of this 309-nucleotide messenger RNA. NCBI's taxonomy places the organism in Eukaryota, Metazoa, Nematoda, Chromadorea, Rhabditida, Rhabditidae. The record is from the annotation of a GenBank genome assembly.
AUGAUUAAGGCACUGAACUUUGACCAGAGCCUCAGCCCCAAAACGCGGACGCUGCAGAAAGAGUUGUUUCGGGCACUAGUUGUUCAGCUGAUCGUGCCGACACUGUUCGUCUUCGGCCCUUUAUGUUUCUUCUUCAUUUCGGCCGUCAACGGCGCCAAUACCCUCACCAAAGGCGCUAAACCACCAAACCCCAACCUCUUUGCAUUGCAGCCGCUUGGCGAAAGGAUAGCCGAGAAACCUGAGCUUGCUGACCCAAUAGAUGAUGGUUCUGGCAACGCGCAUAAUAUCGAUACGGUUGAACCGGCUGUU